CCGCUCUCCAACUAUAGAAAACACCAUGUUUUACAUUUGAUCUUCUCAGUAUAACCAACAUUUGACGCCAUACUUGAUGCCUCGGGCUGCGCAGUGCGGACAUUCCCACUCAUCGACCCCGGUGGGGAACACGGCAGCAAUCGCAUGACAAAUCUGGCUGACAAUGAUCAGAGUUAGACGCCAAAUCUUCACGUGCCUGAUCUUCGACCUGGUCGCCGCGCCCAGAAGUAUGCAAAGAUAAGCGACUGCGGUCUGCGGCCGGCCAAAGAACUCCUUGGUCUGCGCCAGGACGACAAUGCACAACGUCGCCCGUUUCUCAGCUCAGUGUGCACUGCUCCUCGCCGGGUGGCUCCUUCUCCUGAGCCGCCGAGAGGGACUGCCCUUCGCCAAGUUCCGGAGAGAUGGAGAUGACUACGAAGUCGUAGCCCUACGACCCGUGGUCUCGAAUGAGUCGGUCUGGAACGAGAUCGUACCGUCGUCAAAGCUGCUGUGGACGGAUUGUUACGGCGACAAGCAGUGCGCGCGUCUGCUUGUCCCGCUCGACUACGGUGGCGCUCAGGGACGCACCGCCGCGAUCGCCCUUGUCCGGCUGCAGUCCGUCGUCUCACACCACUCGCCUGAAUAUCGGGGACCCGUUUUGCUCAAUCCCGGUGGCCCAGGAGGUUCUGGCGUCGAUUUCCUGCUGAGCAGAGGCGCGGCUCUGCAAAAGAUUGUCGGAGAUCAGUAUGACAUGGUCGGCUUUGAUCCACGCGGCAUAUCCCGCUCCACACCCCGGGCGUCGUUCUUCCUUUCUCGCGCAGAGCGCGCAUUGUGGGAGACGUCAGGAGACAUGUUUGCUCGGUCCGUGAACGAGUCGGCCUCCUCCUUGGCGGACGGCUGGGCGCGGGGGAUUCUCCACGGCCAGCUUGCGGGAGAGCGGGACGUCGAGAACACCCUGCAAUUCAUCAACACGGACCACACCGCAAGAGACAUGUUGUCUGUCGUCCACGCGCAUGGGUUUGAAAAGCUGAACUACUGGGGCUUCUCGUACGGAAGUGUGCUCGGCGCGUCGUUCGCCGCGAUGUUUCCAGACAAGGUCGAGCGGCUGAUCAUCGAUGGUGUCGCCGAUUCCUACAACUACUUUGCGCUCGAAUGGUCGAACAACCUCAUCGAUGCUGAUACCAAUUGGGCCUCGUUCGCCUCCGGAUGUGUCGCAGCAGGGCCUGAGGGCUGCCCGUUUUACAGCACGUCCGCUGUACAGAUCACCGACCGUCUCCAGGCGCUAUACAAUCGCCUCCUACAACGCCCCAUUCCCGUCCGCACUGCCAAAUCUUACGGCCUGGUCGACUUCUCCAAGUUGCGUCGCACGAUCUUCAGCGCCCUGUACUCUCCAUAUGCGAAAUUCCCGCCCCUUGCCGCUGCUCUGGCCGACUUGGAGCGGGGCAACGCAACGGCGCUCUGGGAGAUGUCCGAAGGGGAUGCUUUCGAGUGUGGCUGCGACCCCACCGAGCACAUCUUUGACUCCGUCGGUGACGGUGGGGCCGCAGUUCUGUGCAACGAUGGAGCGAGGAUGUCCGGUGAUUUUGACUCGAUGGAGAGACACUACCAUGAGAUGCUCAAGGUUUCUGAAUGGGCUGAUGUUUGGGAGCCACUUCGCAUGCAGUGUCUCGCAUGGCCCAAUUAUCCCAAAAAAUACUUCAACGGGCCAUUCAUAGCCAACACGAGUCAUCCGAUACUGCUCAUCGGGAACACCGCAGAUCCCGUGACACCACUCUGGGCUGCCAACAACAUGUCCACUGGAUUUACAGGAUCUGUUGUACUGACUCAGGAUUCCGUCGGGAUCUCAAUUACCUUAUGCUGUACACGUGAUGACUCAUCCCGGACACGUGUAGUAACCCGUCAGCAAUUUGCCUACAUACUGCCAUCCCCCGGCGCAAAAGACGGUAUGGAUGAAAGCCACCGCGAGAACCGUUCUCCCCGUCGACUCGUCCUUCCACCCGAAAUUUGGGACUGCGUUCUCUCAUUCAUCAACUCGUCCUACCCAGCGACGCUACACGCAUGCUCUGCCGUGUGCCGCGCCUGGGUGCCAAUGAGCCGGCGCGUGCUGUACGACCGGGGUGUGAAUCUGUCGCACAAAUCGGCCAUGCGCUUCGUCGACCUGGUCGCGCACCCGCUGCACACGUUCACGGGCAUCGUCAAGCUCAAAGUGUUCUACGUGAACGGCAACAUCGCGCUGCUUUUCGACCGGCUCGCGAUGCUGCCCGCGCUGCGCGAGUUCUGGAUCUGGCACGACUCGAGGAUAGAAUUCGAGGAUGGGACGGGUGGGAUGGGACCGUUCGGCUUUCCCUGUGUGAGGAGCGUGGAGAAGCUUGUGUUGGUGGACUUUUCCUUCAAGACUGGUGAAGACGUCGUGCAAUUCGUCGUCCGGUUCCCACGACUGAAAUACCUGCGCUUGGCCAGAGUCGUGAUUUUCGAUGUGGACGCCAUUCAGACGCCGCUCUCGAUAUCAUUGGAUCGUUUCGAGUUCUAUGUGCACCAUGCAGUCGAUUUUGUGGCUAAUGGUGCGGUCGAGAUCCGCACAAGCGAGCUGGUUUUGGACCGUGCGAAACAGGCAUCAGAGCUACAGAUCUCUUUGUUGCAGCACUACCUAGACUUCCUCGAUUCCGGGUUGAGCGUUCUAGAACUGGGUCCAAGCUUCCCGCCGCAUGCUUUACGCACGGGCACAAAUACAGGCAUUAUUGCGCUCACCAUAUGCGAAAUGCUUUCCAUUUCCAUGAGCAUAGGGCAAAAUGAUAGACUGGGGGAGCUUUCCGUGGAUGCGGAUUUCAUCAGCAUGCUGAUUCGACUCGGGGAUAGCGGUCUGCGGAUACAGUCUCUAUCGCUCGGCGUUGGAAGCACCCUGGCGCUGACGAAAUAUUCUGACCCGUUUCACGCGUUUUCAACAUUGGCGGUGCUGCACAAAGUGCAGGCAGUCACCCUGCGUGUCGAUUGGGAUGAAUUCGAGUUUCUCCCUCAGGAUCUCGUGAUAAAACACGUCCUAGAGCUCAUUCCCAGCUGCUGGCAAGAUAUUUUAGUAGUAAUUUAGUGGGUAAUGAAGUGAUUGCGGGUAGCCGUUGCAAAUUUGAGGAGGCUCAACCACCCAUGUCUUUUACUCGCCCGAUCCUCUUGGGGUGUGAAGGCGAUUUGUAAACCUGUACAAAUUCUUCCGAGCGACAUGACCCAGUCGCUCGCCAUGCCGGAACUGAGGAAGGCUUAACAAAAUCCAAGUGCGAGAGUGAAUCUUGUCGGGUUCAAAACGAAGGGAUCGACGCGAGCAGGACUUGAACCUGCGCUCGGAAACCGAAACAGAUAGCGUGCAUUCG
Molecule: messenger RNA, 3341 nt
Organism: Mycena citricolor
Lineage: Eukaryota; Fungi; Basidiomycota; Agaricomycetes; Agaricales; Mycenaceae
Source: the annotation of a GenBank genome assembly